AUGGUAUCACACAGCAAGAAAAAAGAGCAGAAAAACAAAAUGUCUCGAACAAGAAAACGAGCUUGCAGUCGACAUUCGACUAGUGCAGACGCUUCAUCUGCUUCAAAGAGUAUUGAAAGUGAAGAUAAUGAAGUUCUGACAUCUGGUAUCUUUUCUCGAACAGCAAUAGAUUCGAACACAACGCAGAUUGCGGAUAAUGAAGAAUCUAAUGAUCCAAAACUGAAUCACAAUACUUUUUGGAACUUCGCCAUCUCAAUGAGCAACCCCAUUCUGCAUGAAAAGAUAGCCAAUGAUAAUGUGGUGAAUCUUGUACUGCAAGAAGUCCAUAGACAGAUUUCUCAACUCAUUACUGGAGCAAAAAUCAUCAUGCAACAAUCAAAAAGGCAAAGACUUCUGUGCGAAGAUCUAAAUACUUACAGUGGAAUGAAAAAUGGGAAGGUGCUCUAUGGAUUCUCAGAAGAUAAUCAAUGGCGAAAGAUUGGCGACGUAUUUGUACCUCGUAAUGAGAUUCUAGAUUUACAAUUUCUUAGUGAAAGUGUGUGGGUUGAAACCUGCAAUGAUAGGAAAUCCGCAAGUUGA
Thelazia callipaeda (thelaziosis nematode) is the source of this 579-nucleotide messenger RNA. The record is from the annotation of a GenBank genome assembly. Lineage: Eukaryota; Metazoa; Nematoda; Chromadorea; Rhabditida; Thelaziidae.